Pyrus x bretschneideri (Chinese white pear) is the source of this 1711-nucleotide messenger RNA. Its product is annotated as RING-H2 finger protein ATL47-like. The record is from RefSeq and is a predicted model, not a curated record. Lineage: Eukaryota; Viridiplantae; Streptophyta; Magnoliopsida; Rosales; Rosaceae. The transcript has a single exon. The coding region runs from base 552 to 1649 and encodes 365 amino acids.
AUAAAUUAAAACCCCUCCUCAAAUCUCAAUGUACCCCCCCCCAAAUCAUAUUAUUUAGGGUUUUUUAUUUUAUUUUUCAUCACCUGCAACACUGUCCAAGUCCAAGACAAGAAGCACAUGUCAAAGACUCAAAUGGGCUCCGUUAAUGGCAGAUUUUCCAGUUUUUCAGGUCGGUAAACUGCAAACUGGACAGCUCCUGGCUUCUUUUUUAUUUUUAAUUUUAUGUUCUUCAACUUCAACUCCAGUAUUUUGGUUGCAUUUCUGAACUGAAAAUUGAGAAAACACAGAGGUGGUGGUGGUUCUAGAACCAGUGGCAGUAGGUAGACUUCUGAAUGGGUCAAAGUUUUUAUUUUUCUGCACAUUGUUGACUAAAUCUGAAUUGGGUUUGUUGAUAUUACAAGAAAUAGUGUGCCAGUUGCUUGUUGUGUUGCUUACUUCGAAGUAUGAGUUGGGUUUGAUCUGAAUGCAAGCAAGGAAUCUGAUUCUCUUGGUUUUUACAAAAAGGUGAGAAAGUGUAGGGUGUUUGGUUUCUGAGAAAAUCCUAGAAUUUGAUGGUGAAUUUAGUAUGCCACUACCCUAAAAUGUCUUGGAAUCAAGCUCAAAUCAGAGAAAGGACUUUGCUUUCCUCUCCAACGUCAUCAUCCUCUGGGGGUAAAAUUAGCCCAUCGGUUCUUUUUAUCAUAAUUGUUCUAGCUGUUAUAUUUUUCGUAUCCGGAAUCAUCCACCUGCUUGUUAGAUUUCUCACAAAGCAUAGAUCUUCAUCCAUAUCUGAAUCCAACAGAUACCCAGAAAUGCCUGGCUCUGAAGAUUUCCAGAGACAAUUACAGCAGCUCUUCCACCUUCACGAUUCCGGCUUAGAUCAAGCUUUCAUUGAUGCUCUCCCUGUGUUCCUUUACAAAGAGAUAAAGGGUUUGAAAGAACCAUUUGAUUGUCCAGUUUGUCUCUGUGAGUUUUGUGAGAAGGAUCAGCUGAGAUUGCUCCCAGCUUGCAGUCAUGCUUUUCACAUUGAUUGCAUCGACACAUGGUUGCUGUCUAAUUCGACUUGCCCUCUUUGUAGAGGAACCCUCUACACGCCAGGGGUUGCUAUCGAAAAUCCGGUUUUCGAUUUUGAUGAUCUGAUCGAACAAGAUGGUUCUUUGGGAAAUGGAGGAAAUGGGGUUGGUCAAAAGUCUGCAGAGAAUGAGAUUGCUGGUGAGAAGAAGUUGUUUUCUGUGAGACUAGGGAAAUUUAGAAGCACAAAUGAGGAGGGAGGUGGUGGUGGAGGAGGAGGAGGAGGAGGAGAGAGAGUAGAGGGAGAAACCAGCAGCAGCAAUUUGGAUGCAAGGAGAUGUUACUCCAUGGGAUCGUACCAAUAUGUGGUUGCAGAUUUGGAGUUGCAGGUGGCUUUGAGGCCCAAAAGGGCAGGUGAUAGUGUGAGGCUUGUGAGAGGGAGAGGUGGACAAAAUGGGAAUUCUACUAAUUACAGUGUUGGAGGUGGAGAUGCUGAAGGGAAGAAAAUUAACAGUGCAAGUAAAGGUGAAAGCUUUUCUGUGUCUAAGAUUUGGAUGUGGCCCAAGAAGGGUAAAUUUCCAAAUUCUGCAGAAACCCAUGUGGGUAAUUCCUCUGUUACUGUGGGUUUGCCAUGGAGUGAUAGGUCUCAGGGUGCAUGAUGAACUUUCUCACUGUAAUAUGUAUUUUUCUUUUCCAUAUAUCAAUAAUAUCUACUUUUACA